Thamnophis sirtalis is the source of this 714-nucleotide messenger RNA. Lineage: Eukaryota; Metazoa; Chordata; Lepidosauria; Squamata; Natricidae. The record is from RefSeq and is a predicted model, not a curated record.
CCCCCAUGGAUACCAAUUUGCUGAGCAACAUCCAGAAGCUUUUCUCAGAGCGGAUUGAUAUCUUCAGCCCCGUGGAGUUUAACAAGGUCUCUGUGCUGACGGGCAUCAUCAAGAUCAGCCUGAAGACCUUUCUGGAGUGCGUCCGCCUGCGUACCUUCGGACGCUUUGGCCUGCAGCAGAUCCAGGUGGACUGCUACUACCUGCAGCUCUACCUCUGGCGCUUCGUUUCGGAUGAGAACCUGGUGCAUUUUUUGCUGGACGAAAUCGUGGGCAGCACGGCUCACCGGUGCCUUGACCCCGUGCCCAUGGAGCAGAGCGUGAUUGAGGUCAUCUGCGAACGUGGGUAGAGAGUGGAGAGUGGAAUAAUAAGGGUGGGUCCUUCAUUUGGACCAUCCAGGGGACAGGAGUUUCUCCAGCUGGGGAACAUUUUAAGAGGCGUGUGUCAAGUUUCCGAAAGAUGCCCUAAUUGAUUCAUGAGUCUCGAGCCAAGUUUCAAAAGAAAACCAGUCAUUUAUUGGGAGCAUCAUUUGGCAAGGCCUUUUUGCAGUCAGAUCCGAGCCUCAUUUGAAUCAGAGUUGAACUUUACCCCUUUUCCUUCCCUCCCCUCAGUCUGUAUCAUAAAUCACAUCCUCCAAUGAGCUGCACCCCUCCCAAGUCUGCUGCGGUAAUCUGAAUGUAUGCGUGGAAUGCGCUCCCCCCCCCUUUCCUCACCAU